Messenger RNA from Trichoderma atroviride IMI 206040, 1199 nucleotides. Lineage: Eukaryota; Fungi; Ascomycota; Sordariomycetes; Hypocreales; Hypocreaceae. The record is from RefSeq and is a predicted model, not a curated record.
GGCACGUCACCGCUACACUGUGCUGCAAACGGAGGAAACAUUUCCAUUGUGAGUUUGCUUCUUCAACAAGGAGCCGACCCGCUCAAGUCGACAUGUCACGGCUGGACUGCACUGCAUCACGCCGCCUUCAUGGGGCAUUCUCAAAUUGUCCAACUACUCCUCGAGGACGACCGCGUAAGAUCCAGCGUCUCUCAGCAGGAUAACCAUGGCUGGUCUGUUCUCCAUCUGGCUAUUCAUAGUCGAGAUUUGGCUACUCUCGAUGUCCUGAUUGGCAACUCCGUCAUUGCAGAGACUCGGGCCCUGUUUGAUGAGAGUGGCCUCACUGCAGAAGACUGGCUAGAUCUCAGCUCAAGCAGCCAUUCCUACAAAGCGACCAGUAACUUGGCUUUCAGCAAGUCACGCUGCUGCAGGGCAGUCACAGGCUUACGACAGGCUGUUAUCUCAGGCAACGUUCCUAUGAUACAACUCCUCAUCAAAACGGGUCAGGACGUUAAUGACUCAAAUUCUGGAAGAAGGACCGCGCUCUACUACGCUGUGAAGAAGCGCAUGCUUUCUAUCAUGGAUCUGCUUCUUGAUAACGGUGCGGAUCCCAAUAUCCUUCCAGUAGGACGCAAAACCUGGGAAGAGUUUAUUUCGAAUGGCGAAGUUUUACGACGACUUAACCGGGCUGGCUACAAAAAGCGAGGUACCGACCCUGCGGUAGAGCGCAAGAUUAGACUUGCAAUUAGAGCCCAAGGCCAAUUCUCUGUUCCGCAUCGAACAGUCUCAUUUGCCCCGGACGAGUUGAUUUCACCAAUGGCGUGGCAGUCGACCCCCCCUGUGCUAGAUCAAUCGUUAUCACCUGUCCUGGUUUCGUCAGCGCCAUCUUUCCCGGAUAAUUCGGCUCCAGAGACUACAGACCAAAUAAAUGGCAAACGUAGAUUGCCAGAUAAUUCAGCUCUGGAACCUACACCCCAAACAAACGACAAUAAGCGAAAAUUGGAGACAGUCCGGUCCCGCGCAACACGCUUUUGGAAACGACUGAUACGAUAGCGAAUUCAUAUUCCGUAGAGAUGAAAGUGGGGGAAGAUGUGGUUGUGGAAUAUACUUUGAGCUGUAAUUAGACAAGUAAAGUAAGACUCUACGCCGAAUUUCUUGGAGUCUUUACAAAUUAUUGCAAAAUACAUACUAUAGUAAUAUUAUAAAUUAAGAUAUAGGAU